AAAAAAAAAAGAAGCUCAUAUUAGUCCAGCAGCCCUAAUCUAUCAACGUGUUCCACGCCACCGUCUUCUUCACGCCAUCUCCUCCGUUUCAGCAGCUCAGUGUCACCGCUGCUUCUCUCCCGUUCAGUACUGCUGCCGCAGCCUCCUUCCAACGGUUUUGGGCCGAUUUUCUAUCCUCUUUGUUGUUACUGCUUCUGAAUCAUCAUGUCUUGGUGCACAAUUGAAUCUGACCCUGGUGUCUUUACGGAGCUUAUUCAACAGAUGCAAGUAAAAGGCGUUCAAGUUGAAGAGUUGUACUCGUUGGAUCUCCACUCUCUUAACAAUAUGAGGCCUAUAUAUGGGUUGAUAUUUCUAUUCAAAUGGCGUCCAGGGGAUAAAGAUGAUCGUCUUGUUAUUAAGGAUCCCAACCCAAAUCUAUUUUUUGCGAGUCAGGUAAUUAACAAUGCUUGUGCAACUCAAGCAAUCUUGUCUAUUCUGAUGAAUUGCCCUGAUAUUGACAUUGGCCCAGAAUUAUCCAAGUUGAAGGAUUUUACUAAGAACUUCCCACCUGAACUCAAAGGUUUGGCUAUUAAUAAUAGCGAAGCGAUACGUACAGCCCACAAUAGUUUUGCAAGGCCAGAACCCUUCGUUCCUGACGAGCAAAAAGCUUCUAGCAAGGAUGAUGAUGUGUACCAUUUUAUAAGCUACUUACCUAUUGAAGGGGUACUUUAUGAACUUGAUGGGUUAAAGGAUGGACCUAUUAGCCAUGGCCCUUGCCCAGGCAGCCAAGGUGACCUUGAGUGGCUGAAGAUGGUUCAACCUGUGAUUCAAGAACGCAUUGAAAGGUACUCACAGAGUGAGAUAAGAUUCAACCUCAUGGCCAUAAUUAAGAAUAGAAAAGAGAUGUAUACUGCCGAGCUUAAGGAGCUCCAGAAGAAGAGAGAGCGCAUUUUGCAGCAGUUGGCUGCCUUGCAAUCAGAAACACCGUUGGAAAAUAGCAAUAAUGAGUUUCUAAACAAAUCUCUAUCAGAAGUAAAUGCUGGGAUUGAGGGUGUUACAGAGAAAAUCUUGAUGGAAGAAGAAAAACUCAAGAAGUGGAGAACUGAAAAUAUCAGAAGGAAACACAACUAUAUACCCUUUUUAUUCAACUUCCUGAAGAUUCUUGCGGAAAAAAAACAGUUGAAACCCCUUAUCGAGAAGGCUAAGCAGAAAACUGGUGGCCCCAGGUGAAGUUUGCUUGUGGGUUAUUGUUGUAUUAUUUUUGAUUUGUACUUUACCUUUUUGGUGUUCUUAACUUACGCAAUAGAUUAUCUGAUCGUUAUCAACUCCUCGUCUCUGGUGUCA
Messenger RNA from Benincasa hispida (wax gourd), 1323 nucleotides. RefSeq names its product Peptidase C12, ubiquitin carboxyl-terminal hydrolase 1 (gene UCH2). Gene Ontology annotation, cellular component: cytoplasm. Gene Ontology annotation, molecular function: cysteine-type deubiquitinase activity. The record is from RefSeq and is a predicted model, not a curated record. Lineage: Eukaryota; Viridiplantae; Streptophyta; Magnoliopsida; Cucurbitales; Cucurbitaceae. Gene Ontology annotation, biological process: ubiquitin-dependent protein catabolic process; protein deubiquitination.